AUGAGGUCCUCCAGCGAAAACGGCGUCAGAGACGCCACCGAGCAGACACCGCUGCUGUCGUCAAUUAACAACACUGUCAACACCGAACAGCAUCAUGACGAUGGUAGCAAACCCGAUGAGAAACCGCUCCCCAUCUGGCAGAUCGCUGCGCUCUGCUACGCCCGCUGGGUCGAGCCAGUGGCCUUCUUCUCCAUCUUCCCCUACAUCAACCAAAUGGCACAGGAGAACGGCCAGCUGGCCGACACCGACGUGGGCUUCUACAGCGGCCUGAUAGAGUCGCUCUUCUCACUCACCCAAAUGCUCGUCAUGGUCCUGUACGGCCGCGCGGCUGACCGUGUGGGCCGGAAGCCCGUGCUGGUAUUCUCCCUGACGGGAGUGUCCUUCGCCACGAUGCUCUUCGGCCUGGCCCGCACCAUCCCCCAGAUGAUCAUCUUCCGCUGUCUGGCCGGUGUCUUCGCCGGUACCAUCGUCACCAUCCGGACGAUGCUCUCUGAGCUGAGCACACCCGCAACCGAGGCCCGUGUCUUCAGCUGGUUCGCCUUCACUGGCAACCUAGGCAUUCUGAUCGGCCCCCUCAUCGGAGGUGCUCUUGUCGACCCAGCUCACCAGUACCCCUCUCUCUUCGGCCACAUUCGCUUCUUCCACGACUACCCCUACGUCCUCCCCAGCCUGGUCAUUGGCACGAUCGGUCUGACCGCUGUGGCCGUCACGUCCCUCUUCGUCCAAGAAACCCUCGUCAAAGCUAAACAACCCUAUCCCCUCAACGGCUCCUCCCUUGGUACCCCCUCAAAACCCCCCUCAACCUGGAACCUCGCCAAAUCCCCCGGCGUGCCCAUCGUCCUCUACACCUACGGCCACAUCAUGCUACUAGCUUACUCCUACACGGCCAUCAUCCCCAUCUUCUGGUUCACCAAAGUGUCCCUCGGCGGGCUAGGCUUCACGCCGCUCCAAAUCUCUCUCAUGCUCGGGCUCAACGGCCUAGCCCAAGCCAUCUGGACCCUGUUAGUCUACCCUCCCUUACACGCGCGCAUCGGUACAAACGGCAUCCUCCGCGCGUGUGCGAUCGCAUACCCCUUCUUUUUUGGCACCUGCCCGUUGAUGAACGCCCUGUUGAGGAGUAACAUCCCGGGGGCAGAGUCCAUCUUCUGGGCGGUUGCGCCGCCACUGUUGUGUCUGGGUGUGGGGGUUAGUAUGUGCUUCACGGCGAUUCAGCUCGCGCUGAAUGAAGUGAGUCCGAGCCCGGUUACGUUAGGGACGCUGAAUGCGCUCGCGCUGGCGAUUAGUAGCGGGGUGAGGAGUUUUUCGCCGGCGUUAUUUGCGAGUUUGUUUGCGGUGGGCGCCAGGACGCAGGCGUUGGGGGGGUAUGCGAUUUGGGUGUUGAUGGUGGUGUUGGCGGGGGGGUUUACGGUGGUUAGUCGGCGGAUGCCAGAUUAUGAGGCUAUAAGGAGGGCGAGGAUAGAACGGGAGUGA
Molecule: messenger RNA, 1470 nt
Organism: Thermochaetoides thermophila DSM 1495
Lineage: Eukaryota; Fungi; Ascomycota; Sordariomycetes; Sordariales; Chaetomiaceae
Product: tetracycline:hydrogen antiporter-like protein
Exons: 1
Coding region: 1-1470 (489 amino acids)
Biological process (GO): transmembrane transport
Molecular function (GO): transmembrane transporter activity
Source: RefSeq, a predicted model, not a curated record